This is a messenger RNA of Aureococcus anophagefferens, 1159 nucleotides long. RefSeq lists its product as hypothetical. The record is from RefSeq and is a predicted model, not a curated record. Gene Ontology annotation, biological process: intracellular protein transport; intra-Golgi vesicle-mediated transport; retrograde vesicle-mediated transport, Golgi to endoplasmic reticulum. NCBI's taxonomy places the organism in Eukaryota, Pelagophyceae, Pelagomonadales, Pelagomonadaceae. The coding region runs from base 63 to 608 and encodes 181 amino acids. Gene Ontology annotation, cellular component: COPI vesicle coat. The transcript is spliced from 3 exons.
GCGGCGCGACUGAGAGCGCUCGUCCCGAGGCGUCGUCCCGCGUCCACAAAACACAAAACGAGAUGGAACACACGCCGCGGGUCCUCGCCGUGAUCAUCAUGGACGCCGACGGGAACCGCCUCGUCGCCAAGUACUACCCCGUGGCCGCCGGGGGCCGGACGUUCCAGGCCGGGGGCGAGACGGCCUACGAGAAGAAGCUCUUCAGGAAGACGAAGCACAACCACGCCGCCGCCGUCGACUCCGACGCGGUCAUGCUCGACGGCUGCGUCGCCAUCUUUCGCGCGCGCGGGGACACGUUCCUCUACGUCGUCGGCGCGGGCCACGAGAACGAGCUCCUGCUGGACACGGUCCUCGAGGGCCUCUUCGUCGCCCUCACGAUCCUCCUCGACGGCUCGAUCGAGUCGCGGUACGUCCUCUCGAAUCUGGACAUCGUCAUGCUCGCGGUCGACGAGCUCGUGGACCAGGGCAAGAUCCUCGAGGUCGAGCCCAAGACCAUCGCGAACCGCGUGCUCAUGCGCGGCGUCGACGGCACGACGACGAUCACGGACAUGUCCAUCCAGGACGCCAUGAAGGUCGCGCAGGAGCAGCUCAUCAAGUCCAUGUCGUGAGGCCUGCCUCGCGUUCCCGUCGCGCGAGCUUAGGCGUGGCGGCCUCGCGUCGCGCGACCGAUGGCGCGCGGGGGGUGUUGGGCGCCCUGCCGGGCUAGAGGGAGACGGAGUCCGCCGCGAUCUCGAUCUCCGCGCGGAGGACGACGGCGUCGUUGACGCAGAAGCCGAGCGCCUCGACCUGCGUGAGGACGACGUGGGCGAGGGAGGCCGUGCCCGCGGACGUGGAGAUGCGCUUCGCCUGGUCCGCCUUGGCGCCGAAGACGCGCUGGCCCUCGUGCUUCCGCGUGAGGUGGCUGCCGCCGUUCUGGUGGAGCAACGAGAGCUCGAGCGACGCGACGCGCGCGAAGGACCGGUCCGACGGCGCGUCGUAGUGGACGUAGAGCGCGACCAUGCCCGGCCGCUCGCGCUUGAUGCCGCCCUUGUAGAGGUCCAGGGACCAGGGCGCGCCGCCCGGCGGCCGGUAGCGCGCGCCCUGGCGGAAGCCCGACGGCAGGGCCGACCAGCGCUCGACCUUCCAGGUCACGGUGUGCGUCUGGGACCCGGACGCGUUG